GGUGGAUACGCGCCACACUGCCCAGUGACUUGUUGCGAUCUCGGCGGAUUCUUCUGCAUUAGCAUUAGCAUCGUGAGCAAAACAGCUAACGGGGCGAACCAAAGACAGACCGCCCCGCUCAGUCCACACGCCCAUGACAAAGAGACAUAUCUACAGCUAUGUACAUGGACAUUGGCCGACUUGUGAUCUAGCUUUAUUUUUUCAUGUUAUCGACCACUGAAACUGUUUGUGGUGCAGAAGGCGCUUGCUAGCUAACUGUCGAACAGAACAUGGAUCCUGAACGACAGAAGCGAAGAGAAGAAAUCCAGAAAGCAAUGAGCUUCAUACAGUCCUCAUUACCUUUUCCAGAGCCAGAAAAUUAUGAGGCGUUCCUGACCCAGCUGGUGUGUAAUUUACUGGAUGAAGGCAACGCUUGCUUUCGUGAUGGGGACUGGCGUCAGGCUUCCCAGCAGUACGGGGAGGGGGUCAGUGUGUCCCGGUAUGCCCAGACUGAGGCACUUAUUAUCCCCCAUGAGCUACUGGAAAGCCUCUAUGUGAACAGGGCAGCAGCCUUUUACCAAAUGAGGGAGUAUGAGCGGGGUGUUCAGGACUGCGACAAUGCUUUGUGCGUAUCUGAAGGAAGCCGCAGGGCUUUGUACCGGAAAGCUCUCUGUCUCCGAGAGUUAGGACAACUUAGAGAUGCCUAUGAAUGUGGAACCAAAUGUCUUCUCACAGCCCCGCAUGACAGGCAGGUGAGUGAUUUGGCUCAGGAUUUAGCUACAAAAUUGGGACUGAAGGGGCGCAAAGCAUAUGUAAGCCCUCAGACAGAGUCCACAGCGUCAGACGGAGAUGCAUCUCAGCCCACUGGAGAGAUGUCAUCCAAUGGACUGGAAUCUUUGGGGGACAUUGGAUCAGCAGACCUAUCAAGUGCACAGUGCAUCCCUGCUCCUUUAGCCACACCCAUCCCAGUCAGUGAUGAACCAGCCAGCCCUGUGGCCACCUCUUGCACCGAGCUCCCAGAGAGCCCCAGCAGCCAGGGCCUGGCUCCUAUGCAGUACUCUGUGCCUGUGUCAGAACACACAGAUGAGUGCAGCAGCAGUAUCACAGAGAAGCUGGAAGGUCUGUUGGACUGCAUGCCCAAGAAAGUUAGUGAGAAUCCUGUCCAAGGUGCUAUUCCAACCAACCUUCCCAACACUGCAGUGGGUCUCCGUCCUCCGUACUCCCCAGGCCUGUCCUCGCCCUCGCAACAGCUCCCCUCAGCCUUCUUUGGCUCCUCCAUCAGUGAUAUGUCCUCACUAGAGCCUUACUCGCCUCUGGUGCAGAGAGACCAGGGCUCCACCCAGGCGCAGGACGCUCUGGGAACCUUCUCCACCAGUGCCACAGAUGGAGAGGGGAGUAAUGGGGGUUUGGACUCACUCUCUGAAUACACUCUCCCAGGAGGACGAGUGUGUCCAAGCUUUAUUCAUGGACUGCGUAACCACAGCUCUGCACAUGCAAAUGGCCCAGGUGGAACAAACUUAUCACUUCUCUCCAGAAAUCCUCUGGCAGCCACACAUGAGUUUCGACAAGCCUGUCAUGCUUGUUAUAGUCGAAUAGGCCCACGAGUGAUGGACUAUAAAUAUCAGCCAGAGGCAGCACACCGCUGUAAGAGAGACGUGCUGCUGUGUCGCCUAAGGAACACGGACGACCCCACAUGGAAGAGAAUCAGACCACGGCCUGCUCGCAACAACUUCCUUGGGGCGUUUGUUCUCUGUAAAGAGGUACAGGAGCGGCAGGAGUGUCAGUAUGGGGAGAACUGUACAUUUGCCUACUGUCAGGAGGAGAUCGAUGUGUGGACUCAGGAGAGGAAGGGGGCUCUGAGCAGAGAGCUUCUGUUUGACCCUCUGGGCAGCACGGAGAGAAGGGCUCUCAGUGUCACCAGGCUCUUGCAGCUCCACAUGGGCAUGUUCAUGUUCCUCUGUGAGGAAUGUUUCGACAGUAAGCCCCGCAUUAUAAGCAAACGCAGCAAAGAGAAUUUGUCUGUCUGCUCCAACCUCACAGCUCGACACCCAUUCGAUGAUAACAAGUGCCUGGUGCAUGUGGUGAGGUCAGCCAACGUGCGCUACAGUAAGGUGCGGCCACUGCACCCGCUAUGCCAGUUUGAUGUGUGCCGUCAUGAGGUGCGCUAUGGGUGCCAGAGGGAGGACAGCUGCUCGUUUGCACACUCUGUCAUUGAACUCAAAUGCUGGGUACUUCAGCAAGACACUGGUAUUACUCAUGAAGAGAUGGUCCAGGAGUCAAAGCGACACUGGCAAAGGCUCGAGCAGAAUGCACAGAAGCAACAGAAGCCCAUCCAUUAUCACCCAAGCAGCAGCCUGCCCCCUGCUGGAGUGGGGGCCAUGGGCAGCAGCAGUGGCGGGGUGGAUGGUGUGGGCGGUGGAGGUGUAAGCCCAGUGACUGCAGUUGGAAGUCUGGGAGGAGCAGCGAGAGGGCGUCCCCUUAACCUCAAAAUGAAGUUUGUGUGUGGCCAGUGCUGGAGAGAAGGGCAGGUCAAUGAACCUGACAAAAACCUCAAGUACUGCACGGCCAAGGCCAGACACAGCUGGACCAAAGAGCGGCGAGUCCUGCUGGUGAAAUCAUUUGAGAAAAAAAAAUGGGUUGUUGUUCGGCCUCUGCCCUUUUCCCGCACGUAUCCUCAGCAGUACGACAUGUGUGUUCAUGUGAUGAAGCAGAAGAAGUGCCAUUAUAUUGGAAAUUGCUCGUUUGCCCACAGCUUGGAGGAGCGUGACGUUUGGACCUAUAUGAAGAACAACAACUUAAGGGACAUGCAGCAAAUGUAUGAACUGUGGCUGCAGCUUACCAAUCAGAACCGCCGCACAGAACACUCCGCUGUGACCCCACCCCCAGAAGACAAACAGGUCACAAUAACAGCAGACUACACAGACGGCAUGGCUGGUAGGAGAAUGUCAGAUGGGGAGGACCUCUGAAUGUUCUUGCUGUGGUAAAACCGACGGAGAUGUAAUCUGACACUUGUGUGCUGUAGCAGCCUGCUGUUCACUGUCCCCCCCACAUGUGUGACACAAGACACUUUCACUUAACACGACAAGUCAGAAGCCACCUGCGUCAGAGGGGCUAAAAGUACUGUGGCUUCAGAAAGUUUUCAGACUCAUUCCUUCAGUUUUUGUGGUGUAGCUGGUUACAGAAAUGUGGGAAUUACAAGAAAUACCUACACAAUGAAAAGACACAGUGAUAAUUAUCCUUCUAGUGUAGGCAGUUGGCAUAGAGUAUUAUUAUUUUUGUUCCAACUACAUAAUAAAACAGAUGCACCUCUGAAUACUUUCUGAAGUCAUUCUACAACAUAAUUAUCAUGAAUGUACCACAGUUACACAGCAGCUUUAGGUUUGCCCUGGCCAAGUGAUUGAAAGAAUAGCCUUAGCCAGUGCUCUAUGGACUGAGCGCAUCUCCACCAGGCCCUCUUUUAAAUGUUGGCAGCACUGAGGCUACCCUAAUGUCACCACGCUGGCCGUGGUCCUUGCUCAUGUUAGUUAGCAGUAAUACAUAAUUUGUUGUAGCAUUCAGUGCUAGCACCAGAGGCAUUGUGAAGAGAUUAUUGAUGGAUUGUACAAUCAUUUUUAAACUGCGUCAAUUCUACUCUUUUAUUCCUUCAUAGGAACAUUGCAUCAACAUGACUUCCACCUAAUAUUGUUAAUGGGAGUUGUACUUAUAUUUUCUGCCAUAUUGGUGGGCACCUCUGAAUGUUAAGUUAUGAUGGGCCUUUUAGAUGAAGUGGUCAGUCUUUUAAAGCAUUGUUAAGGCUUAUAGUUGAAUGUAAGUCUACUUACAAAACCAAGUGUGUGUGCGCAACAUCACUGACCCUCCCCUUUCCCCUCACACAGCAAAGACAACAAAAGACGUGUCUAAAAAUACUUCACCUAACUUGAAGAAUGGUGUGUUUGAAGUAUUUGUAAUAAUAAUGAAGAUGAUGUUCUAAUUAGAAAAUCUGAAAGCGAUUAAUAAGUAAUUAAAAAAAUUUAUGAACCGAAUGAUGUUCAAAGGCCAGCCAAUCUCCUUUAUCCUACACAUGGACGGUUUCCUGGACACAGCCUCUCACUCCCUGUAGGCCACUGUAAAGUAUUGUUGUGGAGAAACUGUUGGCAGAAAGGGAUUCCCACAUGAUCUAGUGCCUGAUCCAGCUCAAACGCACACGCAGAAGGGCAGGAAAUCUGAGGCCAUUAUAUUCUUGUCUUUAGCGGUUUAAGUCAGACUGUAGAGCUAUAUUCAAAAACUUAUUCACACAUUUAUAGUAUACAUAUUUACAUUUAAUGGCAUACUACUAAUAAUAAUUGAUAACUUAGCAAUUAAGCUUAAUAAAUAUAUAACCAGAAAAAGCUGUAUUGAUUACAUAUAGAACACUGAGGUAUAAUGCUAUAAGAUAUGUAUUGCUGAACUAGUUGACUAUAGUUAUGUUUUCUUAAGAUAUCUUCUCAUUUUGUAAUUUUUCUGUCUGUGCGGGUUGUUCCAGUCAAGAGUUAAAAUUCAUCUUCACACUUUAAUUUGAUAUUAGUAUCGUAUUUCUAUUUUGUGAAUAGGGUGAACAUUUUUAAUUUCAUAUGCUCAGUUUUUGCUAUUGUUGAAGGUGACAUUUCUUUACUCACCAGUUUGGCCACUAAAGUUGAUCUCUGUAUUGUAGAAAAUUGAACCCCUAAAUGAUUGUUAUUUCAACUUUGAUCUGGCAUUUUGAGGACUGUUCCCCAUUCCAAAGAUAUAUUUUAAUUUUAAAUUCUUAAUUGCUAUGGCAGCGGUCCUAAUUUUUCAUCAUUCUGACAACCAUUGAUAGAUGACCUUGUCUGGAACAGCCCUGGUGUUUCUUUGAGGGUAUUACUCAUAGUAUAAUGAUAAAUAUAUAAUGACUAUGAUUGCUAUUUCUAUUUCUCUGCUAUAUACUAUCUAUAUAUAUAUUAUGUAUGUUAAUUGCAAUGUAUAACUCAUUCUUUAUAUAUGUAGCCAUGUAUGAAUAUGAUAUCUUAACUCUUAAAAAUGUGUCCGUGUAUGCAGCGUUUCCAAUUAGAGGCAGUGGGCUAAAAGGACAAUUCAGAAAUCUUUACAAUAUUUUAUUAUUAUUCCACCACCUCACUGCCUCGCUGUACAUUUUCUUGCCAUUGACUAGAUGUAGAAGCGACUGCAUACACAGAUCCUUAUAUACUCCCAUAUAGCGCCUUAUUCGAUAUAUUCAACCUAUAAGAUGAUACAUACCCUAUUGUAUAAUCCUGCUUACUAUAUACAGUAUAUGAUAUCUGAUACCUAUUAUAAAACUUAGACUCCCAUAUAAGGUUAUUUAGAUAAGGAAUGAAUAUGUUUUACUGUGGCUGUAAACAUUUGUUGUGGUCAUUUGUCCCCAACUAUAGGUUAUUUUAUGUAGGGCUGGGCAAUAGGACAAAAAAAAUGUAUUUUGAUUCAAAUUUAUUUUGUCAAAUAAAAAAUGGCUUUCAGUAUUAAUUUCCUGAACAGACUUGCCGUUCAACACAGAAAAUAGUCCAAUUUUGUCCUCCUCCCAAGUUUGAACCCUGCUCGAAACCACAUUUUUAUUAAAGUGGAACUCAACACUAAAUCCACUUUUUUUUUGCUACUAAACUGCAUAUACAGUAUGGUGUUUUAAUAGCAUUAUCUACAGUCAUGUUUUGGAAAUUUUUGUUCAAACUUUUGAGAAGUUGUUGACAUCACACAGGACUGCCCUAAUUACUUCCUAGUGUUACUGAUUGCAAACACCAGGCUGCAGGGGUGGAGUUUGUAGCGUGGGGAUACCUGUUAGGCCAAUCACCUCUAGACGCCACCCCUCUUCCUUUCACACUCUUCUUCAGUCCUUCAGGCACUUCCCAAUUUAGCAGCUCUAUGGCUGUGUCUCAUUUCUAUUUCCUUGCUUCCUUCUCCUUGAUUCCUCUCCUUAAUCCUCCAUUUUUCAGCUGUUAAUCAAAUAUGUCAUUUUAAGUGGUGUCCCAAAGAAAACCACGGAAUGCAGGAGUAAACAUGAGGGAGGCUUUAGGAGGCAGACAUCAGAUAUUGGUCUAUCUUCUCUCCUCUCUGUGUCUCCUCCUCUCACCCAUAUGCUGCAGAAGCAAGGAAAGAAAACAAGGACAAGGGAGGAAAAAGAAAUGAGACACAGCCAAUUUGUAACAAUGGUGUAGGUGGAGUUAAGGCAUUUAGUCCCACUUUAAGACUCAAGCAUGUCACUGACAAUUAGAAAUGAAUCUUGAUUAAAAUUUGAUAAACUGCCCAGCCCUAACUUUAUGCCAAAUAUUGAAAACUAUUUUCUAAUACCUUGGAUUUAUUUUGAUCAAAUAUUUAUGUUCAGAGAUGGUGUUAGGCUAAGGUCAUGACAAACUGAAGAGCCAUUUAAUUUCAACACAAUUACCUCUACAGCUUAACAGUGGUUCCUUUUAAUGAUCUUCUCAUUUUAUAUAUUACUUGUCAUUCAUAGACUCAAAUUCUAUAUGGUCAUGACCCAGCCAACAGCCACAACCAUAUUUCUGUGUUUUUUUAAUUAAUUUUUUCCCCCCAAACCAAGUAUUGCAAGAAGGGUCUUAUCAAUGACAUACUUUGUGUACCGCAAAAUUUUUAUAUUUUCGUUUUUUUGUUUGUUUGUUUGUUUUAUGUUCCCCUUUGAUGGACCAUGAAUGAUCACAAAAAAUGGACCAAAUCUCUUGGAAGUGAAAUAAAGAGAUUCAGUUAUUGUC
Messenger RNA from Boleophthalmus pectinirostris (great blue-spotted mudskipper), 6689 nucleotides. Its product is annotated as zinc finger CCCH domain-containing protein 7B-like. The transcript is spliced from 21 exons. The record is from RefSeq and is a predicted model, not a curated record. The coding region runs from base 270 to 2945 and encodes 891 amino acids. Lineage: Eukaryota; Metazoa; Chordata; Actinopteri; Gobiiformes; Gobiidae. Gene Ontology annotation, biological process: miRNA processing. Gene Ontology annotation, molecular function: metal ion binding; miRNA binding; protein binding.